UAAAGUCUAAACCCUCACGCUGCUCAAUCAAACGCGGCCUUCCUUCCCAUGGCUCCGACCUUCGUUUUCGAAGCCCCAAGCGACGAAGAACUCGACCUCCACUUCCCUGCGAAAGGCGACGAAGACGACGACGAACAAGAAGAAGCACAUGAAAUAGAAGACGAAGAAGAAGAGGAACGACCAUCGAAGCACAAAUCUCAAUCUCCAUGGGACUUCGGAUCCUACUCGGAGUCCGUCGCCGAAGAGCAUGCCCGCCGCAGCACAACCUCCAUCGACUUCAAAAUAUCCAAAGCCCUCCAAAACCGGUCCGUCCCAAUCUCCAAUGACGAGUCCGAUAGCGCCGAGUCCGAACUCGAUAAACAAGAAGAUUAUAGGCCCGAAGAUGAUGAUGAUACGACCAGUAAUGCCGGUGACAGUAAGUCUUUCUUUGCACCGUCCGAUGGAGCUUCGUUCCAUGCCAAUUCAUUCAUGGAGCUCAAUUUGUCGCGUCCUUUGCUUCGGGCUUGUGAGGCCUUGGGGUACACUAAGCCCACGCCAAUUCAGGCGGCGGUCAUACCAUUAGCAUUGAGCGGGAGAGAUAUAUGCGGGAGUGCUGUUACUGGUUCCGGAAAGACAGCCGCAUUUGCACUGCCUACUUUGGAGAGGUUGCUAUUCCGUCCGAAACGUGUGCCGGCAAUUAGGGUUCUUAUUCUUACUCCUACUCGUGAGUUGGCGAUUCAGGUUCUCAGUAUGAUAGAGAAACUUGCUCAAUUUACCGACAUCAGAUGUUGCCUGGUUGUUGGUGGGCUUUCGACAAAGGUGCAAGAGGUAGCCUUGAGAUCAAUGCCAGAUAUUGUUGUGGCCACACCAGGUCGCAUGAUUGACCAUUUACGCAAUUCUAUGUCUGUGGAUUUGGAUGAUCUUGCGGUUCUAAUCCUUGAUGAGGCCGAUCGCCUUUUAGAGCUUGGAUUUAGUGCUGAAAUUCGUGAGCUGGUCCGUCUAUGCCCUGUAAGAAGACAGACCAUGCUAUUUUCGGCUACAAUGACUGAAGAAGUUGAUGAGCUUAUCAAACUUUCCCUGACCAAACCCUUGCGCCUUUCAGCUGAUCCAUCCACAAAACGGCCGGCAACAUUGACUGAGGAGGUGGUUAGGAUACGCCGGAUGCGCGAAGUAAAUCAGGAAGCAGUUCUUCUUGCAUUGUGCUCAAAGACUUUUACUUCCAAAGUGAUCAUUUUCAGUGGAACAAAACAGGCUGCACAUAGAUUGAAGAUUCUAUUUGGAUUAGCUGGCUUUAAAGCAGCUGAGCUUCAUGGAAAUCUUACCCAAGUCCAGCGCCUUGAUGCUUUGGAACUUUUCAGAAAGCAACAAGUCGAGUUUUUGAUUGCAACUGACGUGGCUGCUCGUGGACUUGAUAUCAUUGGUGUUCAAACGGUGAUAAAUUAUGCAUGUCCUCGGGAUGUUACAAGCUAUGUUCAUCGUGUUGGUCGUACAGCAAGAGCUGGUCGGGAAGGAUACGCUGUUACAUUUGUUUCAGAUAAUGACCGAUCUCUUUUGAAAGACAUUGCGAAGAGAGCUGGUUCAAAGCUGAAGAGUCGAAUUGUUGCAGAACAAUCAAUAACUAAGUGGUCUGAGAUAAUUGAGCAAAUGGAAGAUCAAGUGGCUGUGAUUCUUCAAGAAGAAAUGGAAGAGAGAGCCCUAAGAAAAGCUGAAAUGGAAGCAACAAAGGCAGAAAAUAUGAUUGAACAUAGGGAUGAAAUUUAUUCGCGGCCCAAAAAAACCUGGUUUCUGAAAGAAAAGGAGAAAAAGCUUGUUGCGAAGGAAGCAAAGGCAUCUAUGGGAAAAGAAAAAAAUUCUGGAAAAGAGGUAAUCAGUGCCCAACAAGCCGAAGACCUCAAAAUGAAGGAAAAAAGGAAGCGGGAGCGUGAGAAAAAUAUGCCGCGGAAGAAGCGUCGAAAAUUGGAAGCAGCUAGAGAAAUGUUGGAGGAUGAAAACCAAGUUAACAAACAAGAAGGUAACGGGAAAAACAAGAAAGAAAAAGCUGGAAUAUCACUUGUUGACGUGGGUUACCGACGGGCCAAAGCAGUAAAGGCUGGAAAGAGGGCGCUGGAUGCUGGCAAGAUUGUAAAGAAGACCAGCAGUAAUUCUAAACGUCCUACCCAAAAACCUCAAUCAAGGACAGAAGAGAUGCAGGAGCUAUUCCAGAGUGAUAUGAGUGAGAGAAAGCAGAAAAGAAACGAUGCUGCAGGAAAGAAAAAGUCCAAGAAAUCCUUUAAGAGCAAGUCAAGGUACAAGCGCAAGUAACAAUUUCAAGUUGGUGGCUAAGAUUACCCAUAACAUGUCUUAAUGCGAGAGGAUGGGCGGUCUAUGGAGUUGUUCGUUCGGUCAACAAUGAUACUUUUAGAGGAAGAGGUAAAUUGGUAUCCAAUACCAUUUGCACACUUGAAGGCAUGGGAUGGGAGGAAGGGGUGUUACUGCUUUAGGAGAACAUGUUUUACCGUAGCAACCAACUCCCAUCGUUUUUGAUCAAUUAUUGUGAUGUAUUAUUGUUCUUUCCGAAAUUUAAUGUUGAGCAGUAAAGGGAAAAAAGGUUGGGUUCCCAAAAAUUUAUGAAACAAAAGUUUUAUGUCC
Corylus avellana is the source of this 2607-nucleotide messenger RNA. RefSeq names its product DEA(D/H)-box RNA helicase family protein. The record is from RefSeq and is a predicted model, not a curated record. Gene Ontology annotation, cellular component: cytosol. Gene Ontology annotation, molecular function: RNA helicase activity; nucleic acid binding; ATP binding. Lineage: Eukaryota; Viridiplantae; Streptophyta; Magnoliopsida; Fagales; Betulaceae.